AUGGGCUCCGCCACCGCCGCCUCGGCGCCCUCCGCAGCGCCGGUCCUCCGCAUCCGGCUGCCGCCGGCGUGGACGCCCGAGGAGGACGCGCGCCUGGAGCGCCUCGCCAGGGAGCGCGGCUUCCUCCACUGGCGCCGCGCAUGGUCUCGGGGCGAUCGUCAAGGGAGUGCCCGCGACGUGUACCACCGGCCCUUCACCGCCCGCGACGACGACGACCUCGCGCGCUUCCACGUCCGCCACGGCGGGCGCUGGAGGGAGAUGAGCCGGGCCGUCCACGGGCACCUCCCGCGUCAUGAGGCGCCGCUGGAGGGAGGUCCGCGACAGCGACGCGUUCCUGAGCAAGCUGUGGAGGCCGCGCUCGCCUUUCAGUGCUCCGGCUCAUCAGGAUGCCACCGGGACGGAGGCGUCGUCGCAGCAGCAGCCACUCCUAGCUUCUUUCCGCAACCUUUUGAUUCCAUUCCAUUAGCUGGCACUAGUAUCAGCUAG
Panicum hallii is the source of this 486-nucleotide messenger RNA. Its product is annotated as transcription factor MYB73-like. The transcript has a single exon. The record is from RefSeq and is a predicted model, not a curated record. Bases 1 to 486 code for a protein of 161 amino acids. Lineage: Eukaryota; Viridiplantae; Streptophyta; Magnoliopsida; Poales; Poaceae.